AUGCUGGCGGCGCUCAGAGGUCAAACAGGCCUGAAAACAUUCGAUCCGGUGUCAUGGCGUUAUGCCCGAGGAAUAAUCAGCUCUGACGACACUCUGUUUGCUCGCUGGAACGCCCCUCUGCUGGAGCGUGUGAUUCUGGACCCUGUGAUGGAGGAGGACGCAGGUACUUAUUGCUGUGUCGUGCAGGAUGCCAGCUUCCGCAGGGUGAAGAGGGUUUACUGGGGGAUCCGGGUUUUGCCAUCCUCUGUACUCAAUCUGGACUACGAGAGCUCUCUGGCCCAGUGGGACUCUGGAAACCAGAAGCAGAACCAGACCGAGUCAGACCAGAGAACGCCUCUGAUUUACACUGUGCUGAUCAGUUUGAGCCUGGCGGGCAUUGGUGCUGGAUUGAUGCUGCUGGGCCUCUGGUGGACACUGAGGAGGAGAGAGUUCAUGUGCUAACACAGUUAUAACUGAUCUUCCAUCGCUCACCGCACAGGCAAUUACAUUUCUGCACAAACAAACUCUUACUCUACACUACCUGUUCAGUAGCAGACCACAGACAGGCUUGUUAGAGACUGCCUGCUGAACACAGUGGAGCAUGUAGCCACUGAA
This is a messenger RNA of Notothenia coriiceps (black rockcod), 594 nucleotides long. It is a transcript of the gene tmem81, whose product is annotated as transmembrane protein 81. NCBI's taxonomy places the organism in Eukaryota, Metazoa, Chordata, Actinopteri, Perciformes, Nototheniidae. Bases 1 to 441 code for a protein of 146 amino acids. The record is from RefSeq and is a predicted model, not a curated record. The transcript is spliced from 4 exons.